GUGAAAAUUAGUGCUGUCAGCAAAUAAUAUACAAAGGAUGAAUAAUUUUGAAAUAAUCAAUUAUUUAUAGCAAAUAUACAAUAAGUGAGAUUAUUCUGGACAUUUCCAAAACGUUAAGAAUUUAUGUACAUCGGCGAUUAUUCUCAAAAUUGGGCUCUCUGGAGUAUUAAUACUCUUUCCACCGUCUUUCGCAGCAGUCAGCAGAGGUAGUUUUGUUCGUGAGUUCUCCGUAUGAAGCCGUUGUGUCAAUGGCGUAAUCCUGCUGCUGCUAGUUAACUCUAGCCAUGAGAUUCUGGUCGGUGACUUACUGAGAUGUUGCGUUUUCUUUGGAAGCACUGUACUGCUACUGCUAUUGUUUCAAGAUGCAGAAGCUUUAGCAGUGUAGUUGAUCGUUGCAAUGGCAGCUCAUCAUUCGUUGUCAUGAGCUGUGGGGAUGGUAGUCAAGGAGCUCUAGGCUUGCCGUCCUCCCUCUUUGGUGUUGGGGCAGAUGCUUAUGAACCAACUAUAGUGCCUGGCCUUCCAUCUGAUAUUGUAAGAGUAAGUGCUGGACAUUUUCACUCUCUUGCCGUGACAUCUGAAGGGGAAUUAUGGGCUUGGGGAAGAAAUGUUGAAGGUCAACUUGGUAGAGGUCUACUUGAACCAAGGUUUAUCAUGCUAUCUUUUUGUUUUUUUCAUCAUUUCAUCUAUGCCUAAGAUCAUUAAUUAGUUUCACUUUUUCCAAAUGCUUACUAGAAACUCCUGAUUGCUCAUCAUUUUUUCCUGAGUGAGAUGAUCAAUUCAUCUAUGGUUAGUCUUGCUUUGCUCCUUUGCUCAAAUGUUAGGUCUAAAAUGCCCUCCUUUGGCGCCCCUAAAAGAGACGCUUUACAAAAACCGAUUCGCUUAGUCUGGGCUCAGCGAGAUAAACAUUUAUGGAAUGAACCAAAGCCAGUGGAAGGACUAGCUAAAGUGAAAGUUAAAUCUGCGUUUGCUUCUGGUGUUACUUCUGUUGCCAUUGGUGAUGAUGGUUCUAUGUGGACUUGGGGAAGGUCCAAGCGUGGACAGCUUGGACUCAGGAAAGGAGUAAUGGAGUCUCUCGUCCCAUCGAGAGUUGAAGCACUCGCUGGAGAAGAUAUAAUCAAGGUAUCACUUGGUUGGGGGCAUGUGCUUGCUCAAACAGUCGAUGGGAAACUGUUCGGAUGGGGAUACUCAGCAGAUGGAAGAUUGGGGCGGUUGGGCGAGACAGUUGAAGCAUCACCAUUGGAUUCAAGUGCAGAAUUACCUAGAAAACAUGAGAUGAGCCGUGCUGAAGCGCUAGACGUUGCUGAGAAACUUGUAUUGCAAAGCAUGGAGAAGGAAAACAAUAUGCCUAUUGUUUGGGUACCACAUUUAAUAGAAGAACUACAGUCUGUACGAGUGAUGGAUAUCUCCUGCGGGCUAGAUCACUCUCUACUCAUUUCUCGUGACACUGGUAUACUGAGUGGGGGCAGCAAUGUUUACGGUCAGUUAGGGCGAGAAAGCCAAGAUUUAGGUUUGUUCCCAGUGAAUCUCGGCUUUUGCCCACUGUCGGUUGCUUGUGGGCUGGGCCAUUCCUUGGUGAUUUGUAAUAUGGAAGAGCCAUUGGGCAGCAAUGAUCUCAAAAACGUCGUAUUCUCUUGGGGGUGGAAUGGAAGCUCCCAGCUGGGAAGGCAAGGGCCGGAGAGCAAACCAUUAAUGGUAGAAGAUCUCAUUGAGGAGAACACGGUGAGUGUUUCGUGUGGCCGUGUGCAUUCAGUUGCUGUCACUGAUGAAGGGAAGUUGUGGGUUUGGGGUUGUGGUAAAAAUGGGAGGCUUGGUUUAGGGAGCUCAUAUGAUGAGUCAGAGCCAACUUUAGUUGAUAUUGAACAUUACAAAGUAGUGGAAGCUGUAGCAGGAUUUGAUCACACUCUGCUCUUGGUUGCUCAAUCUUGACCUCAUUUGCUUGGUUAAAGGCUUGUUUAUGUUCUUACUUUUGGAAUAUUUCAUUUAAGGGAAGAAAUGGAAAUAAACAUCUUAAGAUAUCGGAGAUAAAAA
Amaranthus tricolor (Joseph's coat) is the source of this 2028-nucleotide messenger RNA. RefSeq names its product ultraviolet-B receptor UVR8. The record is from RefSeq and is a predicted model, not a curated record. The transcript has 5 exons. Lineage: Eukaryota; Viridiplantae; Streptophyta; Magnoliopsida; Caryophyllales; Amaranthaceae. Bases 769 to 1926 code for a protein of 385 amino acids.